UGUGACGUCACACCCGGCGCGCCCCCGGAGACCUGGCAGCGGAGCCCGUGCGGGGGUUGCCAGGAGAAGGCGGAGCGCUAACGGUCCUAACGCUAACGGCCGUCGUACCCCGCCGCUGCUGUUCCCUGCCCCCCGCCGCUGUUGCCCUCCCCGCCUAGCUUCUACUGGUCUUCUGCCAAGGGUGGUAGGCACUGGAUCUCUCCCCACAUCUCUCCCUUGAGGCCAAGCGCAGGUGUCCCCUCAAGCCAGACAGCCGGUUUGGGAGCGAGCCUGAGGUAGCCACCCCGGAGGGGAAGUGGAGGGAGGGCAGGGCCCUGAGCGGGUUUGAGAGAGGAGUCUUACCCGACGCCCCUGGAUUCUAAGCCUCUCCCUGUUUCAGAGCAGGGGGAGGGAAGGCAAGGAGAUCUUUAAGAGAAUGUGACUGGGGGGGAUUAUGGCUUUCUGGUCCAAUUGUGUGCGUAUUUUGUACCCAGAAUGCUAUUAUAUGGUUUCUUAACCGGAGGACUCUGGUUGGGAGACUCGAGUCUGGAAACAGAGCCCUUCACGGAGGAGCCACACCUCUGCCUAUUCAUCAGAAACAUGGAUAUAGAAAUAGCUUUGGGGGAAUUGUCAUGAGGACCAGUGGGCAUACCUAGCACUUCAUACCUAGGCGUACCGAGACUACUAUCACUGAUACCUUUGAUAGCUAGCACUUCAUACCUAGGCGUACCGAGACUACUAUCACUGAUACCUUUUAUAGCUAGCACUUCAUAGACUGCUGUCACACGUUCAUUUUUACUAGUAUCUAUUGAACACUGAGUUCCAGGCACUGGGCUAGGCAUUGGGAGGGUGUCACAAGCAAAAACUGACCCUUCCUGCCGUGGAGUUUACUGGGGGAGGCACAUGUUACUGAAAGAAUCACACCAACAAUAGAAAAUGGCUCAGACAGAUGAGCAAAGGUGCAUCCCGCUGGAGCUGCCAGAAAUGCUGAAGAAGUUUGCCAGAGCCGUCAUCCUGGCGCAGCCGGAGGACCUCCUCCAGUUUGGGGUCGAUUAUUUUGGGGCCCUGUGCCGUGGAGAGAGUCCUCCGGUGAGAGACCAGUCUGAGCAAGUCGGUAACUGGACACAAUUAACACCGGAGCUUUUAAAGAUCCUGCAUUGUCAGGUUGCCGGCAGACUGAUCGUCCGUGCAGAUGAGCUGGCCCAGAUGUGGAAGGCGCUGAAUCUCCCAACACAUCUGUUUAAGAGUGUGAUGAACAUGGGUCGCUUCACGGAGGAGAUCGAGUGGCUGAAGUUUUUAGCCCUCACUUCCAAUGCUCUGGGAGUUACUAUCACCGACACUCUCACGUUACUGUGUGAGGUCUUAUGUGAACAUGAUGGUGGGCCACCCCGGAUACCUUUCAGCACGUUCCGGUUUCUCUACACGUAUAUUGCCAAAGUGCGUGGUGAGAUCUCUGCAUCACACGUCAGCAGAAUGCUAAGCUACAUUGAGCAGGAAGCAAUUGGUCCUGAUGGUAUCAUCAGAGUGAAUGACUUUACCCAAAACCCUAGGGUUCAGCUGGAGUAAAAGCACAAUUUUGGCAGUUUUAAAGGAAGAUGCAGAGAUGAUUGUACUUCAGAAUGACUGAAACUCAUAAACCCUCCAAAAUCAAUUUUCUUGUACAACUGGUACACACGAAUAAACAAUUAAACAAACAUAUGAAAUCAGAAA
Callithrix jacchus (white-tufted-ear marmoset) is the source of this 1689-nucleotide messenger RNA. Lineage: Eukaryota; Metazoa; Chordata; Mammalia; Primates; Cebidae. The record is from RefSeq and is a predicted model, not a curated record.